Chiloscyllium plagiosum (whitespotted bambooshark) is the source of this 3083-nucleotide messenger RNA. NCBI's taxonomy places the organism in Eukaryota, Metazoa, Chordata, Chondrichthyes, Orectolobiformes, Hemiscylliidae. The record is from RefSeq and is a predicted model, not a curated record.
ACAGGUAAUGGUUAUAUGUUUUUUUAUAAUGCAAAUUGUGCAGCAAAGUUUCAAUUUGUUUCAAUUACAGGGCAUUUGAAACAGAUUGAUCCUGAGACAUUUAAAGAUUUUUACAACUUUUGGAAGGAAUCUGAGACUGAGGCACAAGAAGUUAACCUCCCUCUGGAAGUGAUAGAGCGCUUGGACAAAAAUGAAUGUGUUUAUAAAUUAUCAUCAUCUGUGAAAACCAAUUAUGGUGUGGGCAAAAUUGCACUGACACAGAAGCGACUGUUUCUUCUUAUAGAGGGAAGACCUGGCUAUGUUGAGAUUGCCAAAUUUAGAGAUAUACUGGAACUUGAAAACAUUUCAGUGAUGUUUUUCCCACUUCGAAUCCCAGCUCUCAAAAUUAAAACUACUCAUAAGGAACCAUUUAUUGGAAACCUGAAGAAUGAACGUGAUCUUUGGCUGCUAAUUGUGAAGGAAAUGUGGGCUGGGAGAAAAAUGGCUGAUAAGCACAAGGACCCACAGUACAUUCAGCAAGCACUAACCAAUGUUCUGUUAAUGGAUGCUGUGGUUGGAUGCAUGCAGUCUCCUCGAGCUAUUUAUGCAGCUUCCAGAUUGGCUUAUUUUGACCGAAUGAAAAAUACGGUGCUUCCGAAAACAACUUCAGAAACUUUGAAACACAAGGUAAACCCUUCUGCUGGCCAAACAAGUCCUCAGGCUGUGAAUGCACUUUUAUAUACACCAGGUCAUCUGGUACAUCUAGAAGAGGAUGAGAAUGCAAAUCCAAUAUUAUGGUGUGCAUUAAGUGAAGGUAAAGUAGUGCUGUUUAAUGCAAAAACGUGGUCCAUUCAGCAGCAUUGUAUUCAAGUGGGAAACUCGAAAUUGAACUGUAUGUUGGCAGUGGAGUUCAGCCAAGUUUGGGUUGGUUCACAAGAUUCCUCUGUUUACAUUAUCAAUGCUCAUAGCAUGUCCUGCAACAAGCAACUGACUGAACACUUCAGUGAUGUCACCGACAUGGUCUUGGAGGAUAAGGGCUCAAAGUUCAGUCAAAAGCAAGUGUAUUCAUGCAGUCUCGAUGGAAGAGUCAUUUGCUGGGAUGUGCACACAUUAGAGAUAAAGACUAAUUUUCAGUUGUCCAACUGCCACAAGUUAACUUCCAUUAAACUUCACAAUUCUAUGCUCUGGUGUUGUAUAGGAGACGCUUUGCUGGAAGUGAAAAAAAAUGGACAGGUGGUACGAAAAGUGACAUUACUGGAAAAUCCAAAAGGGAGUUAUGUCCAAUUUAGCAGUUUCCUUGUCUUUCUUGAGGAAAAUCAGUUGGUGACAGCAUGUGCUGAUAAAGGAGAAGUUUGUAUUUGGGAUUUGAAAUAUCUGUCACAACCCUUGCAGAAGAUCCAGCUUCAGGCCUGCAAUAGCAUUAAUUGUAUGAUACGUGUUAAAAAUCAGCUCUGGAUUGGAGGCAAAGGAUCAGACAAAAUGAGAGGGAAAAUCUAUGUGGUAGACACAAUCAAAUGCAGUGUGGAAAAGGAACUGGUGGCUCAUGUAGACAUGGUUCGAGUACUGUGCAGUAUUGAAGACAGAUAUGUUAUUAGUGGUGCUGGCAAAGAAGAUGGGAAAAUUGCCAUCUGGAAUGUGGGGUAAUUUAUCAUCUUGGCAUGCCUUUUAUUGUGUUGAACUUUGCUCAUUUGAGGGAAGCAUGCAAUUCCUGUACUUCGGCCCAUCUAUUCAAUAACGCUUUUCAAAGUAUGUCUGAAACAAAAACAUUGCACUACAGAAUUACUUAAUGCAUGCAACAGUGAGACUUAAAUAUUUUUAUUUUAUAUGGAAUCAUUACAAAUCUGCACUAAUAAAGAGUAGAUUUGAUUUUUUCACUUUUAUUCAUUCCUCUUGAAAUUACAUAGUGCAGACAAAAAUGUUUUAAAUUGGUGCUGAAGUGGAAUGAUUUGGGUUAACUUGAAUUGUAUUAUUUCCAUUGCGCAAUUGAACAUAAUUCACUUUUUACUACACUAUAUUUUGAUUGAAUCAUAUAUAUUUACCUUUCACAUAACAAAUUAACCAAAGAAAAGCUAAUUAGAUUGCCAAAUAUGCAAAAUCCAUAGAUCAGGCAGCAUCUGUGGAGAGAAAUGUUUCAGGACAAUGACCAAACUUGCUAAGUAUUUCCAACACUUACUGUUUUUAUUUCAGAUUUUCUGUAUUCUGCAUACUAUUUGUUAGUAUUUAAUUGCAACAAUUUCAUGUGUAAAUUUGGAAUUUAUUACUCAUUUGUAUUUUUCAUGUAUUCACAGUUACUAAGGGUUUUGUAGGGGUCACUCUGCAAACUAAUAAUUUAUAAAGGGAGUGAGGAAUUAAAAAAGUGAAGAAAGGCUAUAAAAAGAAAUUAAUUGCAAUUUAAAAGCAAAAAUCAAACUUGAGCUUGAAGAUUAGAUGUAAUAUAAUUAAUAUCUCAUUAAUGAGCUGCUUUCAAUGCUUUUUUUCUAGUGCUAUCUAGUUUGUAAUGCUAUCUAAUAGUAUGUAUAAGAUCUGAAAAUAUUUAUCUGAUCAAUUCAGUUGCAGAGGGAAACAAAACACACCAAUUUUUUUUGCAAGUAUUUGAAAACUACAAAAUGUCAAUACAACACCAAGCAGUUUUUUGAGCUUUGACCUUUAGCUGUUGAGGGGCGAUUGUCUAAAACCUCUGAUUUUACUGCCCGUAGCGCAUACUUCCAUUAUUUCCAUGUGUCUAUUAUAAAUUUUAAUAUGUUUGAUCAGACAUAUUUUAAAUAAUCUGAAUAUAGGCAUAGAAUAUAAUUCACUGCCUUGCAUCUAUUAUCUGUUAUAUUAUGCUUAACAUAUAAAGGCUGCUAAUUGCAGAACAUUAUUCAACUGUUCCUAAUUUUUCUUAAGUUAAAACAACCCACCUACCUCAAUCUUCCAAAGAAAAUUAUAUCAUUACCAAUCCCUGCCCACUCAAAUCAGUAAACCUAUUAUGAUCCUGUGAUUGAUUUAAUUGUACUUGACAUAACACCAUAAGAAAGGGAUAUCACAGUCGCACAGUGGUUAGCGCUGAUUUUUCAUAGUGCCAGGGUCCUGGGUUCAAUUUCAGCCUCAGGCCACUAUCUAUG